This is a messenger RNA of Melanotaenia boesemani (Boeseman's rainbowfish), 1584 nucleotides long. RefSeq names its product potassium voltage-gated channel subfamily V member 2-like. Gene Ontology annotation, biological process: potassium ion transmembrane transport; protein homooligomerization. The transcript has 2 exons. Gene Ontology annotation, cellular component: voltage-gated potassium channel complex; membrane. NCBI's taxonomy places the organism in Eukaryota, Metazoa, Chordata, Actinopteri, Atheriniformes, Melanotaeniidae. The record is from RefSeq and is a predicted model, not a curated record. Bases 16 to 1455 code for a protein of 479 amino acids. Gene Ontology annotation, molecular function: voltage-gated potassium channel activity.
AAGACAUGGAACUCCAUGCAAGAACUGAGCAGGGACAUCUACGACAUUUAUGCCGAAUAUGAGGAAGAAGAGGAUGAAGGUGGUCUGUACAGUUUCUCAAGGCAGAUCUCACCCUCCAAGAAGAACUACAUGAUCAACAUUAAUGUAGGUGGGAAGCCUUACCAGAUAGCCUACAAGAUGGCAGCAAAGUACCCCAAGACCAGGAUAGGACGACUGGCAACUUACACAGACCACAACAUGAAGCUGGACUUGUGUGAUGACUACAUAGUUACUAGAAAUGAAUAUUUCUUUGACAGGGACCCAGAAGUCUUCCACUGCAUCUUCAACUUCUACAGGACGGGAGUGUUGUGGAUCAAGGAUGAGCUGUGUCCCCGUAACUUCCUGGAGGAGAUCAACUACUGGGGUGUGAGGAUCAAGAACACUCACCGCUGCUGCCGCAUCUCCUUUGAGGAGAGGCAGGAUGAGCUGAACGAGCAGCUGAAGAUCCAGAGGGAGCUGGAAGCUGAGGUGGAGAUCGAAGAGAAUGAGGAGCUUUUCCAUGACAUGUUCAUGGGCCAGGCACGUCGAGCUAUCUGGAACUUGAUGGAGAAGCCUUUUUCUUCUGUAAAGGCCAAACUGAUGGCUGUUGCUUCCAGUCUCUUUGUCCUGAUCUCUCUCGUGGCCAUGACACUCAACACAGUGGAGGAAAUGCAAUACAGAACCCACACAGGUCAUCUCAGUGGCAAAACCUACUGUGAAUAUGUGGAGUCCAUGUGCAUUGCCUUCUUCACCAUGGAGUACCUGCUGCGUCUGAUAUCCACACCUGACCUCAAAUCCUUCAGCAGGAGUGUACUCAACACUGUGGAUUUGAUCGCCAUCCUGCCUCAGUACCUGCAGGGCAUCCUGGAGUUCUUUGACAAUGAGGAAAACUACAUGAAGCACGAAGCUGACAUUCAGGCGGUGGGGCAGGUGGGAAAGCUGGGCCAAGUACUGAGGAUCAUGAGACUGAUGCGAAUCUUUCGUAUCUUGAAGCUGGCACGUCACUCCACAGGUCUCAGGGCGUUUGGCUUCACCCUGCGUCAGUGCUACCAACAAGUGGGCUGCCUCUUCCUCUUCAUCGCUAUGGGCAUCUUCAGCUUCUCUGCCAUGGUUUAUACCGUGGAGCAUGACAUGCCACAGACAAACUUCACCAGCAUACCUCAUGCGUGGUGGUGGGCAGCUGUCAGCAUCUCCACUGUGGGCUACGGAGACGUGUACCCAGAGACCAUGCUGGGUCGGAUCUUUGCUUUCAUCUGCAUUGCUUUUGGAAUCAUUCUCAACGGUCUGCCCAUUUCCAUCCUCUUCAAUAAGUUCUCUGAUUAUUACUCUAAACUCAAGUCCAAUCAGUACACAGCCUCCCUGAAGAAACGGGGGAAGGUGAGAUUUGCCAAGAGGACAGUGACUAAACUUGGACACACUUUUGGGAACAACCACUGAUUUUUUUUUCCUUUAUAUUAAAACACUUUACUGUAAAUAUGCAUAAAAUGUGUGUGAAUUGUGCAUCCAGACUGAAUAGGGACAAGAAAGGGUUCAGUAAAAUAAAUUAAAUAUGGAGAGAACAAGGGG